UUGCACGGCAACUAUGCUCUUACAAUAUUGAUCCUCCUUUUGAUCGAUAACAUCGGUGGUUAAUUCCUUCUUUGAUUCCCUCAUUCUAUAAGUUCCUCAAUUUCAUCUCUAAUUUUCUUUCCAUGGAGAUCAAACCCACCUCAGAUAUCCAUCUUCCUCCUGGAUUUAGAUUCCAUCCAUCGGAUGAGGAGCUUAUAGUCCACUACUUGAAGAACAAAGUAGCUUCAAGUCCUCUUCCAGCUUCUAUUAUUGCUGACUUAGAUCUCUACAAGUACAAUCCAUGGGACUUGCCAAGUCUGUACUUAGAGAAAGCUUCUUUUGGUGAGGACGAAUGGUAUUUCUUUACACCAAGAGACAGGAAGUACCCUAAUGGAGCAAGACCAAAUAGGGCAGCUGCCUCAGGUUAUUGGAAGGCGACAGGGACUGAUAAACCAAUUCUUACUUCCUGUGGGGCGACUAAUAUUGGUGUCAAGAAGGCUCUUGUGUUUUACAAAGGACGGCCUCCUAAAGGAAUUAAAACAGAUUGGAUCAUGCAUGAAUAUAGAUUGCUGGAGACAUUGGCCUGGAAUCCUAAGAAAAAAGGUUCUACGAGGCUGGAUGAUUGGGUGCUCUGUCGAGUUAGAAGAAAAAGCAGCCUCCCCAAGGGCACUUGGGAUGAUGGAAAUGUUCCUAUUUAUAAUGAACCUGCAGGUGGCUACUUCCCAAAAGUGAAUGACUCCAACAUUCCAUACAAUGAUUGCCCAAUGUUACCUUACAUCUUUGCUUCACAGAAUUUUUCUUGCAUUGGAAAAGCUUCAACCUUUAGCUUCCAAACUAAUGAGAAACCUUGCACUUCAUUACUGUAUGAAGGGCUUUCUGAUGACAAAAAUUUUCACUUCUCGAUUACUUCUUUCGACAACUUAUUUAACCCACUAAAAAGAAAGCAGAAGAGUUGUGUUCAACCUAGCAAGAAAAUCACCAAGGGAAAUAUUGAGAGCGAGGACGCUGCUUUAACUAUUAGCGAUAAUGGAACUCGUGUGAAUUUUUAUGGAACAGACCUUUCUGAAGGUAACAAUUUCAGUUCUGUUCAAUGGAAUUCUCUCAUGCAACAUCAGGAGCUUGAUCAAUUAGCUUUCACAGGGAUUGAAUAGAGGGAAAAAGAUACAUACAUGCAUGUGUAUGUGUAUGCAUAACUUAAGUAUAUAGAUGUCGUAGUAUGUGCGUAUACAUAUAUAAUGGUGAGGUUGUCCGCCAUUGCAGCCUAUAUUUUGAUUAGUUAGCUUAGCUAGUACAUGUUACUUGUGACAAAAAAGUUGUAACAAAAAUAAAAAUUAGAUAUAUAUGGAAUAUGGUGAUUCUUUUCUUAA
Hevea brasiliensis (rubber tree) is the source of this 1346-nucleotide messenger RNA. Its product is annotated as NAC transcription factor 56. Bases 123 to 1130 code for a protein of 335 amino acids. Gene Ontology annotation, biological process: regulation of DNA-templated transcription. The record is from RefSeq and is a predicted model, not a curated record. The transcript has 3 exons. Lineage: Eukaryota; Viridiplantae; Streptophyta; Magnoliopsida; Malpighiales; Euphorbiaceae. Gene Ontology annotation, molecular function: DNA binding.